Molecule: messenger RNA, 5720 nt
Organism: Podarcis raffonei (Aeolian wall lizard)
Lineage: Eukaryota; Metazoa; Chordata; Lepidosauria; Squamata; Lacertidae
Gene: RERE
Product: arginine-glutamic acid dipeptide repeats
Exons: 24
Coding region: 1017-5702 (1561 amino acids)
Biological process (GO): regulation of DNA-templated transcription
Cellular component (GO): nucleus
Molecular function (GO): sequence-specific DNA binding; transcription corepressor activity; chromatin binding
Source: RefSeq, a predicted model, not a curated record
AGCUGUGCGCGCUCGCUCGCAUCGCCCAACAUUGGCGAGGAUGUCGAGCAGCCCGUGAGCCCAGGCAUCCUACUGGCCCUGGUCAGCACGGAGCCGGGGGGCUGGCUGGCUCCGCGUCGGUGGCCCCCGCCGGGCCGCCCGCCCGCCGUUUUGCACUGAGCCCGGUCGGGAGGCAGCGCCAGGCUGCUGGACUCCGCUCCGGGUUUUCCCGCGCGCCGCCGCUUGUUGUCUUUGGGAGGCUGUGCUUCUCUCUCCCUCUCCUGGUGUCUGGGUUGAAAGCAAAAGCGACUGGGUCACACAGAGGCAUGUGGAGGUGGCUGCGACCGAGGAGCGGCAGCUAAGCAGGGCGGCUGGUGGAUGUGCCGCGGAGGGGCUCGGGGAGCGCAGCCCGCCGCGCCAAGGCAGGGAGCUGCCGCCGCAGCCGCUUCCUCCAGUCGGGAUCCUUCUCCGGCCCGGGCAAUGCCGCCGUUGCUGCUGCUCCUCUUCUCGCCCGCACCACUGCCUGGCCCAGCAGCGGCGCUGCAGUGAAGCGGGGGCCUCCUUUUGUUCGCCAAGUGCAUCUCUCUCUCUCUCUUUCUCCUCUGGCCCCCUUCUUUUCUUUCUCUCUUCCCCUCUCCUCCUCCUCCUUCCUUCCUCUUCCUCCCCCCUCCCUCCUCCAUGGGCAUUGCAUGUGGGAUUGAACGCAGUAGCAGCAGCAGCAGCAGCCCCCUCUUCCUUUCCUGCGUGCCCUGGAGAAGCAGCUCGAGGUCCGCCGGGGUCAGACUGAAACAGCUGCUGUGAUUGCAGGCUGGUUGCCUUGGCCCCGCAUCUCCAGGAAUUCUCCUCCUCCUUGUUGUUCUUUGCCGAGCGGAAAGUCCAAGGCUGGCUGGGAGCCUUUUUAAAACGCUGGGGUUGUUGGAGUGGUCGAAUUUUUCCUGGAAUUGAGUGAGAAAUUCAGAAGACUGAAGCCCAGGCUCACUGUCUACCUUUCACGGAGGCCCAGCCGUGAGAGGACAGAAGAAGGCACCUGGCGAAUCAUGACAGCGGACAAAGAGAAGGACAAAGAGAAAGACAAGGACCGGGACCGGGACAGAGACCGAGAGCGGGACAAGCGGGAGAAGGCACGGGAGAGCGAGAACUCGCGGCCCCGUCGGAGCUGCACCCUGGAAGGCGGAGCCAAGAAUUACGCGGAGAGUGACCACAGUGAGGACGAGGACAAUGACAACAACAGCGCCACCACAGAGGAGUCCACAAAGAAGAACAAGAAGAAACCCCCCAAGAAGAAAUCUCGCUAUGAGAGAACGGACAACGGAGAAAUCACCUCUUUCAUCACAGAGGAUGAUGUGGUCUACAGACCUGGAGAUUGCGUGUAUAUUGAGAGUCGGCGACCAAACACUCCAUACUUCAUCUGUAGCAUUCAAGACUUCAAAUUGCUCAGUGGUAGAGCACCCGCUCCGCGUGUAGGUGAUCCCAGAUUGAAUCUCCAGCAUCUGCAGAGCAAACGGGACCACCUUCUCAUGAACGUCAAAUGGUACUACCGCCAGUCUGAAGUUCCAGAUUCUGUGUACCAGCAUUUAGUUCAGGACCGACAUAACGAAAAUGAUUCUGGGCGUGAGCUGGUUAUUACCGACCCAGUGAUCAAGAACAGAGAGCUUUUCAUUUCGGACUAUGUUGACACCUAUCAUGCUGCUGCCCUCAGGGGAAAGUGUAAUAUCUCCCAUUUCUCUGACAUAUUUGCUGCUAGAGAAUUUAAAGCCCGGGUGGAUUCCUUUUUCUACAUUCUGGGCUACAAUCCAGAGACAAGGCGGUUGAACAGCACACAGGGUGAAAUCCGGGUUGGGCCUAGUCAUCAGGCCAAACUCCCAGAGCUGCAGCCGUUCCCUUCCGGAGACAGUGACACAGUGACGCAGCACGAGGAGCUUGUGUGGAUGCCUGGGGUCAAUGACUGCGACCUGCUCAUGUACCUGAGGGCAGCACGGAGCAUGGCAGCUUUUGCAGGGAUGUGCGACGGAGGAUCCACAGAAGACGGGUGUGUCGCAGCCUCCCGCGAUGACACUACUCUCAACGCACUCAACACACUACAUGAAAGCAACUACGAUGCCGGCAAAGCCCUCCAGCGCCUGGUGAAGAAGCCUGUGCCCAAACUCAUUGAGAAGUGCUGGACGGAAGACGAAGUGAAACGCUUCAUUAAAGGGCUCAGACAGUAUGGGAAGAACUUCUUCAGGAUCCGAAAAGAGCUGCUUCCCAAUAAGGAAACAGGAGAAUUGAUCACCUUCUAUUACUACUGGAAGAAAACCCCCGAAGCGGCCAGUUCCCGGGCUCACCGCAGGCAUCGGAGGCAAGCAGUGUUCCGGAGAAUUAAAACCCGAACGGCUUCCACUCCAGUGAAUGCUCCCUCCAGGCCCCCCUCCAGCGAAUUCUUGGAUCUGAGUUCAGCCAGUGAAGAUGACUUUGACAGCGAGGACAGCGAGCAAGAGUUGAAAGGCUACGCCUGCCGCCACUGCUUCACCACCACCUCCAAGGACUGGCACCACGGCGGGCGGGAGAACAUCUUGCUGUGCACUGACUGCCGCAUCCACUUCAAGAAGUACGGGGAGCUUCCCCCCAUCGAGAAGCCGGUGGACCCGCCACCCUUUAUGUUUAAGCCUGUCAAAGAGGAAGAUGAUGGGCUCAGCGGGAAGCAUAGCAUGAGGACAAGGCGGAGUCGAGGCUCGCAGAUGUCGACACUACGCAGCGGUCGCAAAAAGCAGCCAACCAGCCCUGAUGGUAGAGCCUCCCCCAUCAAUGAAGACAUCCGGUCCAGCGGCCGCAACUCCCCCAGCGCUGCCAGCACUUCAAGCAAUGACAGCAAGGCGGAUUCGGUGAAGAAGUCCACCAAGCAGCAGAAGAUAAAAGAGGAGGCAUCAUCUCCUCUCAAGAGUUCCAAGAGACAGAGAGAAAAGGCAGCAUCUGACACCGAGGAGCCCGACCGAAUCAACGCCAAGAAAACCAAAACACAGGAGAUCAGCCGGCCCAACUCCCCGUCUGAAGGUGAGGGGGAGAGCUCUGACAGCCGCAGCGUGAAUGACGAGGGCAGCAGCGACCCAAAGGACAUCGACCAGGACAACCGGAGCACCUCGCCCAGCAUCCCCAGCCCCCAGGACAAUGAGAGCGACUCGGAUUCGUCCGCCCAGCAACAAGUCUUGCAGGCGUCCAAUGGCCUGGCCCAGCCCACACCCGCCUCCAUCCCUGUCUCAGCGCAGCUGCCACUGCCAGCCACCUCUGGCCUCCCCUCUUCGGUGCCUCCCCACAUCUCCCCAUCCGUCUCCCAGUCAGGUAGCAGCCAGCCUCAGGCCCCAGUGCCCCCCCACUCUCACAUCCAGCAGGCCCCUUCGCUGCACCCCCAGAGGCUGCCGUCUCCUCACCCGCCGCUGCAGCCCCUGACUGUGCCCUCCAGCCAGCCCCAGCCUCCCGCCGUCCCCCAGCCCCACCCCCAGCCUCCGCUCCACAGCCAGAUCCAGCCCCUCCCUCACAACCUCCAGGCGCAGCCGCUCCUGCCUCACCCGGUCCCUGCCCAACCGUUCCCCCUCGCGCCGCAGCCUCCCCCGCUGCCUUCGUCCUCGUCUCAGUCUCAGGUCUCCCUGCAGCCCCAGGCUGUGCCCCACCCCCACGCAGCACUCCAAGUCCCGUCGGUGCAGCCCCCCUUGCAGGCGCCGUCUCCGCUGCAGCAGCAGCCCCCGCCGCCACGAGAGCAGCCCCUCCUCCCGGCCCCUUUGACCAUGCCCCACAUCAAGCCGCCUCCCACCACCCCAAUCCCUCAGCUCCCCAUGCCGCCGUCCCACAAGCAUCUCGCGGGGCCCUCGCCAUUCUCCAUGAACUCCAACCUCCCGCCACCGCCAGCCUUGAAGCCGCUCAGCUCCCUCUCCACGCACCACCCGCCCUCGGCCCACCCUCCUCCCUUGCAGCUGAUGCCCCAGAGCCAGCCGCAGCAGCCUUCCCCGGCGCAGCCCCCUGUCCUGACGCAGAGCCAGGGCCUCCCUCCCUCCGCCAGCCACUCCUCCUCCAGCCUCCACCAGGUACCUCCCCAGCCCCCUUUCCCCCAGCACCCGUUUGUCCCCGGGGGGCCGCCACCCAUCACGCCUCCCUCCUGCCCGUCGACCUCCACGCCGCCUUCCGUGCCCAGCGCCCCUCCUCAGGCAACGGGCUCCACGUCGGCAGCCUGCGCUGGGAACGUCCCCGUGGUGACGCCCUGCACGAUGCCACCCAUCCAGAUCAAGGAAGAGGCUCCGGAUGAGGCGGAGGAGCCGGAAAGCCCACCUCCCCCGCCCCGGAGCCCAUCACCAGCGCCGACAGUGGUGGACACGCCAAGCCACGCCAGCGAGUCAGCUAGGUUUUACAAGCACCUGGACCGCGGCUACAACUCCUGCGCGAGGACAGACCUGUACUUCACGCCGCUGGCAGGUUCCAAGCUGGCCAAGAAGCGCGAGGAGGCCAUUGAGAAGGCCAAGAGGGAGGCGGAGCAGAAGGCAAGAGAAGAGAGGGAGCGGGAGAAAGAGAAGGAAAAGGAGAGGGAGAGAGAGCGUGAGCGUGAGAGAGAAGCUGAAAGAGCGGCGCAGAAAUCAUCCAGCUCAUCGCACGAAGGACGUCUUGGAGAAUCCCAGCUGAGUGGCCCAACUCACAUGAGGCCGUCGUUCGAACCUCCUCCCACCACCAUCGCCGCCGUCCCCCCGUACAUUGGACCCGACACGCCGGCGCUACGGACCCUCAGCGAGUACGCGCGGCCUCACGUCAUGUCCCCCACCAACCGCAACCACCCCUUCUUCGUGCCCCUCAACCCCACCGACCCUCUGCUGGCCUACCACAUGCCCGGCCUCUACAACGUGGACCCCACCAUCCGGGAGAGGGAGCUUCGGGAGAGAGAGCUCCGGGAGAGGGAGCUUCGGGAGAGGGAGCUGCGGGAGCGGAUGAAGCCGGGCUUCGAGGUGAAGCCGCCGGAACUCGAUGCGCUUCACCCCGCCACCAACCCCAUGGAGCACUUUGCCCGCCACGGCGCCCUCACUAUCCCCCCCACGGCGGGCCCGCACCCGUUUGCAUCCUUCCACCCGGGCUUGAACCCCCUGGAGCGGGAGAGACUUGCUCUGGCAGGCCCCCAGCUGCGGCCUGAAAUGAGCUACCCGGACAGACUGGCCGCCGAGAGGAUACACGCGGAGCGGAUGGCAUCGCUCACCAACGACCCCUUGGCCCGGCUGCAGAUGUUCAACGUCACCCCGCAUCAUCACCAACAUUCGCAUAUACACUCGCAUCUACACCUCCAUCAACAGGACCCGCUGCAUCAAGACUGUUUGGCCACCCGAUGUCACUGCGAACACUCCAGACAGAGAAGCUCGGCAGGACCUGUCCAUCCCCUCGUGGACCCCUUGGCAGCCGGGCCCCAUUUGGCGCGCUUCCCUUAUCCUCCCGGCACUAUCCCAAACCCGUUGCUAGGGCAACCGCCCCACGAACACGAAAUGCUCCGGCACCCGGUCUUUGGUACCCCCUACCCACGUGACCUCCCUGGCGGCAUCCCUCCUCCCAUGUCAGCAGCCCACCAGUUACAGGCCAUGCAUGCUCAGUCAGCAGAGCUUCAGAGACUAGCCAUGGAGCAGCAGUGGCUGCAUGGGCACCCCCACAUGCACGGGGGCCACCUCCCCAGCCAAGAAGACUAUUACAGCCGACUGAAGAAAGAAAGUGACAAGCAGUUGUAAUAAAUUAUUUAUUUGUAA